UACUUGUUCCUGUCCUUCAUUUACUGAGAAAGCCAGGGGCAAAGUCAGAUCCAGGCUCAGCUAUGAACGAACAGAGAUGGGCAGGGCUUGAAAACAUAGAGUAUCCAUCUUUUAGGGAGAGAAUUAGAGGACUCCCUGACAAAAGGAGCAUGGUCCUUCGGCUGAUCAAAGAUCACUUAUCAAUGACCAAGGAUAAUCCUUACUUGUUGAAAAGUUGGCUUUCCAUUGUGGCAUUUGAGGAUGUCCCUGAGUUUGUCCAGUUGACAGGAAUUGAUCCUGAACUCCUGAUCCAGAUCCUGAUGUAUAGAAUGAAGGAGGCUGAACAAAACACUAAUUCCAACCGUACAGACAAAAACCUUGAGGCAGCUGAAAAGGUUCUUAACCUCUUGUUGAAGAGGAUUGAGGAGGACAGAGAACGAAUCACAGAGUCCAAGUCAUCUGGCUUAAUCCUUCGGUGUUACAGAAAUGUUCACAAGAGCGUUUGCAAAAUCGCUCGACUUGUCCCACAAUACAGAGUCCCAGUGCUCUCGUCACAACUCCUGCUUAAAAUGGCUGAAAUUCAUCAUGAUCAUUUUUCAAAGGCUGGAGAGGAAAUGAAACAAAAGCAAAAUCAGCUUUUGUCCAUGCUUAAUGACAUUCAAAUGGAUUUCAGUAAAUGGAGAGAUGGGCUGCUACACAAUCCUCUGAUGCAGGAGUUCAGAUUUUCUUACCCUAGAGAAAUACAGUUGUGGAAUGAAUUGUAUGGGAUUGAGUGUUCAGUACCAGGCGUCUCUGAAAGCUGGAAGGGUUCAUUAGACCGAGACCUGAGAAAGAGACUGUCCCAUAUGUCUAACACUGACAAGAUUGUUGUAUGCUGUCUGGUGAUGUCAGCAAAGACUAUCGAGAAUAGUCAUGCAAACCUUCAGUCUUGUUUCGAAGAGAUGUGUCAGGUUGCUGUUAAGAACCAGUGUCAGGCAAAUAAGGAAGGAGACCUUUUACACCAUAUUUUUACCAAGUCCAUUUCAUGGCCUGUUGUGUCCUCCAUUAUUGUGGAGUCAGCAGCUCGCUUUGGAGAGGAUCAUGAAGGUCGUCUACUGGACCCACAGUCAGCAAUCAACUUCCUCUUGUCUCAAGACAAAUGGAAUCAGUGGAAGUUGGAAGAUGAUGCUAGUCGUUUAAUAUCAGCUAGUCAAUCAUUCUUAGGUUCUCUAAUUCAGACCCUUUGCCAGGGAAGUAUACCCCUGGGCCACCUUAAGACCAUCUUUAAGUCUAAAAGUCCAUUUCAGAAGCUUUACAACCAGUACAAGAAGAACAACAAAGAAGAGAAUAUCUCAAUCAAUGUGUCAGAGCUACUCAGUCAAAGAGAAGAUGACUUGAAAGCCUUUGAACAACAGAAGGAGUACAUGACCAACCUUAUUAAUAUGCUGGGGAAGAUUACUGAUGUCAUAGAUGUGCCAGAGAUUUCUUCCCUUGAAGACAUGGUCAAAACCAACCUGCAGACUGUAACUCUGGAUAAACUGGUGGAAGUGCAGACAUAUUUCUCCAAAGAAGAUCUUGACAAAAACAACACAAGGCGAGUGCUAUUCUACAAUGUUGAUCUGCUAGUCCUAGACAUGGCACGGGAGAUGCAUGAAGUGAAGACCAGCAACAUUAUGCUAUCUUUAUGGCAAGAAAAGGCAACCAAAUAUUUUAUGCCUGGUCCUCUAGACCUUACAGAAGUCCAUGACAGAAUCUGGAAUCAUUGUCUCACUGACUUCCUCGAACUUGGUCGACGGAUUGCAGUUGGAGAAACUUGUUUUAAAGAGGUGGACCAAGCUUUGAAAUGGUGUGGGGACAGGGGUGAAGGAAAUUGUUUAAAGAAAGAGCUCAUUUUGUUGGCCACUAUGCUGAAAAGCCAUACGUCUCUGGAAGAGAAGUGGCCAGAGCAUCGUCUCAGUCAGAUUCAGGAAUACAAACGCCUUUACCAUGCUGCGGAAUCUGCUGAGGUCAUACUGAAAAUAAAAGAUAGUUUGGGAUUACAAGGAGACUUCAGCCAUAUUCAUAGCCUGAUUCAAGUGAGAGAUGACUCAUUCAAAGAAAACACUCUGGGUUCACUGAGUGAUGACCUCAUCAGAUCCAGACAAAAACUGGCAGAUGUCAAACGCCAGCACACAGCCUGUCUGAGGGCAUUCUUGGAUAGUGAGACUCUGAUCAAAUGGGUCAAAACGCAAAUUCCAAGUUUAAGGGACCUGAAAGUCUUUAUGGAACUGGCCACAAUUUCUGCUGGAGAGAAUGAUGCAGAUAUUGAUAGGCUAGCCAGUUUCGAGACUGUUGUGAUGGGCUACGGCCCUUUGCUUUACUCACUACAAGAAAAUGCAGGAUUUGAAGAGUUUAUUAAAUGUGCUAAGCAAGUAUGGGACACCCUUGACAAAGAUGAGAAACUCCUGGAUAAAUUGGUAGACUCCAGUCGGUGGUUGGAUUGGCUGAAAGGUUUAAGGGAGACUCAUGGCUCUGUUGAGCAAUCGUCUUUGUCCAUGGCCUCAGCUAUCAACACUGGAGGCGUGUAUCAUGUGGGUUGGCCUAAAGAUUUCAAUGGGAAAACAGGUUUGGACAAUGUCUUUUAUGUGAAGGUGACAAAGAACGAACAAGCAAAGACAUACAAUCUUAAUGAACUCUCAGAGCUGCAGAAUAAGCUCAUGCUUAUGUCUUCUAAAGGGGAGCAUGGAAGAGAGCAAGUCAACAAGUUUACUCAAGUUUUUGAAGGAGUCCAGAGGAUGGGCCGCAUCCUCCUUCAAUUGCGCACAUCGGGUAACAUGCUCUUUCGAAACUGGGGGGCACAGAUAACAUGCAACCACCAAGAUCAACCCUGCAUUCAAGUUAGCUUUACCCUGUUGAGCAAGUGUGUUGUAUAUCAUGGCGAAGUUGAAGUGGAGCUUCAGAAACUGUGUCGCUCUCUGGAGAACUUUCAUAAAGACUGGUGUAACCACUUAACUAAGAUACGCUCUCAGUACUACACACUGAAUCAUUACACUUCAGAACAAGUGGUCUUUCUUUGUGAAUGGAUCAACAGUGUUAGCAUCAAAAGGAAACCUGUGCCACAACAAAUGUGGCAUCUUUUGACUCCUAUUAAACCACACUGUACCUUAAAUGACAUCAGAGAGGCCUUUGAAAAAGCAACAGAGACAGAAUCUAUGGUGCAAGAUGACAUAGCAGAGGAAUCAGAACAAAACAGUUAUUUUGACCUGCCUUUGAGCUUACGUUUACUAGAUGUUGGUACUGAAUGCUUAGAGGACCUGUGGCAGCAAUUUAAAGAGAACAUGUCCAGGUUCCUUACCCACCAUGUGGAUGUCAAAACACUUGGACGAUUCCUCUCCAAUCUGUCUGCCAUGAAUCAAAUGCACAUCAAACGCAAGAUUCCUCCUAUUCUACAAGAGGGAAGGCCAAACCUUGUCCAGUGCCCUGUUGUGGAAUUGAUUAGCACAACUCUGUCUUUUUACACAGAGAGUCCACAGCAUCCUCUUCCAACAACUGAUGAGGUAUUAAUGUGCCAGGAGGAGACAACUGACGAGGAGGUGGAGAUCUUCCUGCGCCGAUGUCUAGGAUUCCAAGGCACUGCAAGCAAUCAUCAGAAGAUUUACACUCUGGUCAAUCCAGGUUCACUGACUUAUGAUGUGAGUGUGGCACUGGUGGAAUGCUUUGAGAUGCUAGAAAGGAGUGCUGGGCCUCAUUACCGUCUAGUGAUGGUCUGUCCUGUAAACCAGGAUAGAUAUGUCCCUUCCUUCUUCAGCAACUAUAAAGUACAAACAGGUCUAAGUAUAUCUGCAGAAAGAAUUAAAGACUAUCUUGGCCAUCACUUCUGUAUCCCAUCUGAGCUUGCUCCCCACUCAAAAGUCUAUCCAAGGGAACUCUCUGUCUGGAUGAUUUCAUCUGAACGUCCAGCUGUUGGAAAGUCACUAUAUGUCAAGCGUCUAUUUGAGCAGUUCAAAAGAGAGUUUCCAAGAGCCACCUGUCUAACAAUCAGACUCACUGAGCCCUGCAUUGACAUGGAUGGAUUUGUCCAAACCCUGUCUGAAAGACUGGCUCCACUGAGAGAGCAGGACCCUGUGCUGUUGCACAUUGAUACUGCAGCAUUGUGUCAUGGCUUGGAGGAAUUCCUAUUCAAAUUACUCAUUCUAGGAUGUCUUAGUGACAGCAAAGGAACUAUAUGGAGGAGAAAUGCAGCUCACUUGGUGGCAAUUGAAGCAUUUCAGCAAGUUCAAAAGAGUCAAACCCAGAUGGAGAUAACACAUGGGUUUUUGCAUACACUACCUACUAUCUUCUGCAGACCUCCUAAAGAUGUCAACGCUUUGGAGAUCAGGAGAAAAAAAGAGGGUUACACAUCCUUAGAUCCAUUGAUGGAUAAUGAAGAGUUUAAAAGUGAGGCCAUUCAGAGACCCUACCAAUACUUGAAGAGAUUCAACAGGAAUGUGAACUUGGAUCGUUUCAAAUAUCAAGCUCAAUCUGUAGAAGGUGAUCCAGUUGACUGUCUCCAUCAUCUUUUAUCAAACUAUGGAUUGAAGGACCCAUCAUGGGCAGAAAUAAAGCACUUUACCUGGUUCCUUAACCUGCAGCUUAAGGACUGUGAGAAUUCCUUGUUCUGUGAUCCAGACUUCCUUGCUGACAAUUUAAGUGGCUUCAAGGACUUCAUAGUAAAAUUCAUGAUUCACAUGGCUCAAGACUUUGCCUCUCCUUCCAUUGACAUCUCUGAUGAGAGCCCCUUCUUUUUCUCUGAGAACGAAAAUGAGGAAGAUAUCCUAGCCAAACUAUCUAUUCGAAAACAAUGGGAAAAUGAACCUCACAUAUACAUCUUUUUCAAUGCAGACCAUUUCACCAUGUCUUUCUUAGGAUUCCAUGUGCAGAAAAAUGGGACAAUUCUUAAUGCAGUUGAUCCAAGAAGUGGCAAAGUGUUAAUGAGAAAUGUGAUGACACAAGAUCUGUUUUCAGACAUUGAGCGACAAAGAAUUAACCUUUCUGAGAAUUUUGAUGACCUGUCCAGAGAAGACAAGAUACGAAAAAUUUCCUUUGUUGUUGGUGCCAAAAAAGGCUGGGAAAAAGGAAAAUUUGAUCCAGACCCUACGUAUGAACUCACUACUGACAAUGCCAUGAAGAUGUUGGCUAUUCAUAUGAGAUUCAGAUGUGAGAUUCCAGUGAUCAUCAUGGGAGAAACUGGCUGUGGGAAGACACGGCUUAUACGCUUUCUCUGUGAUCUGCAACGUGAAGACAGAGAUGUUGAAAACAUGAAACUCUUCAAAGUUCAUGGAGGUACUACUUCUGAGGUAAUCUAUAGGAAGGUGCAGGAAGCAGAAGAACUUGCUCAGAACAACCGUCAAAAAUAUGAACUUGACACAGUUUUGUUUUUUGAUGAAGCCAACACAACUGAAGCAAUAUUUGCCAUCAAGGAAGUGCUAUGUGACAAAACUGUACAAGGGUACCCUUUGAAGAAAAAUUGUGGUCUGAAAAUAAUUGCUGCCUGCAAUCCAUACAGAAGACACACACCCAAAAUGAUUGACCGCUUGGAGCGUGCUGGGCUAGGAUACAGAGUGAAAGCUGAAGAAACAGAGGAUCGCCUUGGUAAAGUUCCCAUGAGACAGCUUGUGUACCGUGUGCACCCUCUACCCCCAAGCAUGGUGCCCCUGGUAUGGGAUUUUGGACAAUUAAGCGAUUCAACAGAACUCUCUUAUAUCCGUCAAAUUGUGCAAAAACAAAUGAGAGAUCAUGAAUUGCCCCAUGCAUGCCAGAGUGUAAUCACAGAAGUUUUGGCUGCCUCUCAAAGAUACAUGCGUAGACAAGCAGAUGAAUGCAGCUUUGUAAGUCUUAGGGAUGUGGAGAGAUCAAUGUGUGUCCUAGUUUGGUUUUACAACCACAGAGAUGAUCUUUUUCCAAAAUGCCACUUGAUUGAAAUUGAGCUGAUGACCUUGAAGUGCCUGGUGCUUGCCAUGGGUGUUUGCUAUUACCCAUCACUUGAAAACAAAGGGGCAUACUUAACGGAUAUGAGCAAAUGCUUUCCUUUUCCGUUCAACUCCAAAGAGUCACUGGAGCAGGAGAUAACUUCAUGCCAAGACUUUUUUCUUGAGAAAAUCCAAACAAGAGAUACAAUUGCCAAAAAUCUGGCUUUGAAAGAAAAUGUCUUCCUCAUGGUGGUCUGCAUUGAGUUGAGAAUUCCACUCUUUCUGGUUGGCAAGCCAGGGAGCUCAAAAUCGCUUGCUAAGACUGUUAUAGCAGAUGCAAUGCAGCGCCAGGCCUCUCACUGCGACAUAUUCAAGAAAUUCAAGGAAGUUCACAUGGUGUCUUUUCAAUGCAGCCCUCACUCAAGCCCUGAAGGAAUCAUUGGAACCUUUCGGAACUGUGCCCGUUUCCAAAAGGACAAGAAUUUUGAUGAGUAUGUGUCAGUAGUUGUUCUGGAUGAAAUAGGACUUGCAGAGGACUCUCCUCAGAUGCCAUUGAAGACAUUGCAUCCCCUUCUAGAGGAUGGAUGCAUAGACAGUGAUAACCCACAGCCACAUAUGAAGGUUGGAUUUGUUGGAAUCUCAAACUGGGCUCUCGAUCCAGCAAAAAUGAACAGAGGUAUUUUUGUGUCCCGUUGGGACCCAAGUGAGAAGGACUUAGUAGAGACAGCCGAAGGAAUCUGCUCAUCCUCCCAUAACAUUCUUCUCAAAAUCAAGCACCUCCUGCCAAAGUUAGCAAAGGGCUACCUAGACAUCUGUAAAACGGACAGUGAACAGUUCUUUGGACUCCGAGAUUAUUACAGCUUGGUGAAAAUGAUGUUUGCAACAGUCAACAGUUCAGAUCAAGAGCCAUCUGACAGUGAAUUGGCAGAGGCUGUGUUGAGAAACUUCAGUGGACAAAGGGAUGAUUUUGAUCCUCUUGAUUACUUUCGGGAUAUCUUCCAGAGCUUUGAAGUCCAAAGGCCAAGUACACUGAAAAUGAUUGAACAAAAUCUUGACCGCCACAGUGACAAAGAGUGCCGGUACCUUCUUUUGCUCACAACUAACAAUGCUGCCUUGUACAUUAUCCAACACCAUAUUUUCUCCAAGGAGAACUAUACAUGCCCUGAAAUUGUCUUUGGAUCAGGAUUUCCCAGAGACCAGGAGUAUGCCCAGAUAUGUCGCAAUGUGAGUAGAAUAAAGGCAUGCAUGGAGACAGGUCGAACUGUCAUCCUAUUGAAUCUCCUCAAUUUGUAUGAGAGCCUGUAUGAUGCCUUGAAUCAAUACUAUGUCUGCUUCAGUGGACAGAAUUAUGUUGACUUGGGACUUGGUUCACAUAGAGUAAAGUGUCGAGUUCACAAAGACUUCAGACUGGUUGUGGUGGAGGACCAGGAAAAAGUCUACAAAAGGUUUCCUGUUCCACUUAAAAACAGACUGGAGAAACACAAAGUUGAUAGGAGUACAGAUUUGACUCCUUGGCAGCACAGAGUUUUGGAGAAACUCAAACAGUGGGCACAAGAGUUCUCAAAAGUUCAGCAAUCUGAAUCUACUGAAGCAAAUUUCAGCUUAUCAGAUGCCUUUGUUGGUUUCCAUGGGGAUGCUUGUGCCAGUGCACUUCUGCAGGCUUUAGAGAAAAUACAGAAAUGGGGCCAUGAUAAAGCUGCUCAAAAUGACGAACUCCAUUGCAUUCCCAAGUACGAGAAUGAGAUCAGUGAACAAAGUAAAGAGGGCUCUAAUAUUAAUGUGGCUAAGGACGUAUACAUGAAGAAAAAGGAGAGUGAGGCUCAUCACAUUGAUGAAGAUGAAGAUAUGACAGAGUCUCAAGAGGAAAUGAACAAAUUCCCUGAUGAGACACAAGGAGAGAGUACCUCAGUGGAAGUUGACAACGAGCUACAGAAUAACGAGCAACAGAAUGCAGAAAUUCAUGAAGACAUUGAGAACCUUGGAGAUACUUCUGAUCUUGUGAAAAUGGAUGAAGAGCCUGUUGACAUAGAGACAAGAGACUCAAACAAAACCAUGGACGAGGAAGAGGAAGUCUAUGAAACUGCCAAAAGCUUUCUCUUGAAUUGUGCAUCACCAGACUCGGUACUUAGGUUAAAGUAUUCGGAAUUUGGAAAUCAGGAGAGAGACAAACUUCAGAGAAUGUAUUUCCAUCAGCAAAGCCAUCAAUCUCUCAGAGACCUAUUAGACAACCAUCUGAACAAAAAUGAUCAGGACAAGAGCAGAUUCUUGGAGGUAACCACGUUCUCCAGUCUUCUCACUGAAGCUGAUGUGAGAAAUCUUGCCCCGGCCUUGGAUUUGUCCACUGAGCGGUUUCUUCUGCUCUCUUUACACCAAUUUGACACAGAAGCUUCUUUUUGCAACAAGAUACGGUCCUUCCUGAGGCAAUCUGGACUUUCUCUGUACAUUCUUUUGGUUCAGAUGGACAUGGAAGAGUCAUUGUGCAAAAAUGAACUUAUUGCUUCGGCAAAAUACUGCACCAUGAAUGAAAUCCUGUCCUUAAAGUCAGAUGAGUGCAACGUCUAUACUGUGUUUAUCACAAAGCUCUCCCGAAUUGGGGAACAAUGUAGAACAAGUGGCAACAAGUACAUUGGCUUUCAAGGAGGAGUUUGGCUAUCAGCACAUAUUGAUGACCUCAGAGAUUCCGGUGACAUGAGCUUAAAUCUUAAGGCUUUUUGUGGAAUACCUAUAAGUAAACUCAUCUCCCAGAAAGUCGAGUCAGAUUUCAAUGAAUCAGAGGAAAUGGAUACAAGUGGAGCAGAAAGUGAGAGGGGAGAUUUAGUGCAUCUACACAGUUUGUCUCUAUUGAGAUCCUGCACCCAGAAAGCUGUUUCAUUGCUGAGAGAUACAGGCAAAAAAACCUCCAGGAGUAUGGAGCGCAUGAACAUGUUGCUUGGCCUUCUGAGAGGUGACCCUGGGCGAAUAGGAGUACGGUUCCAGAAAGUGUUGCUAAGGAGGCUGGUGUUUGCACUGAUGCAGAAGGAGGAAAUAAUUCCUAAUGCAGAAGACUGGGUUUAUAAAGUGGCAAAGAACCGUGAAGCUCUGCAGGAAGGUGGAACACUUAGGCACACUUUGUGGCGCAACCUACGGGGUGUUUUGACCCCAGUGUUUGCCCGAGUUUUAGAAGUGUUGGACAGAGACCGCAACUUGUACCUACAGUAUGGAGAAGGGCUCAGUGAGGGUCUGGCCCAGUUCUGGCUGAAUAUCUUUGAAGAUCAACAGCUCCUUGACCUAAACCUUUCACAAAAUGCCAGCGCUCCAGAUCAGGAGAUUAAUGUGCAGUGUCACCUGUUUAUUGGAGAAGUAGAAUGGCCUUGUGCUGCCCCUUUUAGCUGGCUGAUAAAAACAUACUGCCAGAGUUUGUGGGAGGAAUCAGAAUUUGUGCGAGACUCUGAGCAAGGCAGCAAUGCGAGGAUUCAGCAGUUUGUUAGUGCUGUAUCAGGCAGUGGACUGGGCAGCUAUAUUCAGAAACUCUCAGAGGAAGAGAAAGUCGAGUUGGGUCAGCGCUACUUGACCGAUUAUGUCCUUCUGUCAUUCAAAAUCCACUCUGAGGAAGAGCAUGGGGUAUUUCGUAGUGCAGUGCGGGGUUGUGUGUUUGCUCUGCAGAUGGAGAUGUCAGUAACUCCUGAUCUCUCUCCAUCAUGGAUCCUUGCCGCAGCUCAGAUCUACAGCCCACGCCUUGACACAUUAGCCCAUGCCCUUCAGGUCAACCCACAACUGGUCUGCAUCAUCCAACGAGAAAGAUUAAAGAGAGAGAGCCCUGAUAUGUGUGAGGACAUUCUAGCUGUUGGUAUCUGUGUUGAAGAAACAAAGCUCCUACCAGUAUCAUCAAUAUCUGAAUGCCAGACCUUCUUGCAAAGAGUUGAGCAACUUCAGCCAUGUUUAGAGAGAGUGCUUAGUCCUGGCUACAGUGCCCUCUGCAGCCAUGGCUGUCUCAAACACCUGGACACUAUAAAGUCGGUGUGGCAGGGGAUGCUGCUAGUGGCUGCUUUCAUUGAAAAGGUGGUCAUCAAGAUGAAAGUCGGAGAUGAACAGAUUAAAGCACUGACUCUGAAACUCUGCAGUCAGUUACAUGGGCUAAUGGAACGGUCUACUGAUUUGAGGAGCAAAGACAAUCUUCAGCAAAUCAUCCGCAUACUCAAUGAUUAUCACGAGGAAUCCAUCAGCAGAGAACUGCGAUAUGGUGUGAAGUGCUUUGUCUGUCUAUCAGAUCUGUCAGAGCCCGCUGCGCUUCCUUGUGAGCAUGUGUUUUGUCUGUCCUGUCUGAGAAGAUCUACAGAGAGAGAAGGAGCGGACUUCUGUCCCAUAUGCAGAUCACCUCUGUCGAACAACUACCGUCCCACUGUCUCCACAGCCAUAGACUUAGCCCUGAAGCAGCAUAAAGAAAUAAGAAAAUGCUGUAAUGCCUUUUUUCUGGAGGUGGUUUCUCGUUUCUGUCUGACUGAUGAUCAAGAUCCAUCAGAGGACCUGGUGGAACUGCUUUUCUCUCUCCUUAUUUCAGCACAAGGAGAUGUUUAUAAGACCAGAGAGCUCACCCCAUUCCUGGAGUGUGUUGACCAGAGCCCUGUGGUGCGCUCUGUGCUGCCGAAACUUCUUCUGCAAUACAGCUUCAAACAGGUAAAGAAGCAUAUACAAAAGCACUUAGAAAACCUGGAGAACAAGCUUCUGGACCAAGAGGACAGAUCUGAACUCUACCGGCUCUUUGUUAACUGUUUCCAGGAUUCCCUGUUUUGUUCUGGAUUAAAUGGAGAUGAUAGACAUCUGAAGGAGAAUUCAAACUUCCUUAGCCAACUGGCUCGUAAACAGACACCUUCCAGACAGAACGACCCAGCUGAGUUUCUGCUGUCUAUGGCUCGCCUCAGAAUGUGUCUGGACUCUGCUGCCUGUAUCCUGUCCAGAAUUAUCGGCAAAAGAACCGACAAUUUUGAGGAAGCUGAGCUAAAGCUUUUGGAGCAGGUGAAGGCUGUGUGUGAAUACGGUAACAAUGACUGGUACAGAGUUUACUUGCUUCGAGCACUCAACAGGCAUGCUGGCAUGGACUGUCUGCAAGCACUGAUCAGCAGCACUGAUUAUGAAUGGAUCUUCCCUGCAAAGAUGCUACAGCUUCAUAGGUUGAUUCCUGCAGAGGUGGAUCGUUUCUUGUGUUGUGGUCAGUCAUACCGUACUCUUAGAGAUGGAGUGGGAGAAGCAGUGCAAGAAGGCACAACAAAUGGCCUCAAAGAAGCACUACGGGCAACAAGUGGUUCAGGCCCUUUGAAAAACGUCCUGCUGACUCUAGCUGUGUUCAGGCAGGUCACCUGUCGCUUCAUGUCACCUGAAAGAGCUAUAUAUCCUCAGGCACAGAUCAGACUCUUGGAGGACGUUAUUAGAGAAAACAUCACAGGACAUGCCAGAGAGCUCUGCACUGCUCUGUUAUCCAAUGAGAUUGGAGGUCCAGGAUCUUACCUGAGUCUCAGUGCAGGUGUACCUGCUAAGCGUCGUCCUGUACUGGAGCUCCUGGUGCAUGCGAGCGCAGUGUUUUACAGUGGGAACAGGCUGCUGAGUCCCCUCUUCAAUAUUGCCUCUCAACCUCAGAACAUGACAGGAGCCUUCCUACCCACAAUGCCUGAUGACCAUACCAGUGAGGCCCAGCAGUGGCUCACUGGAGAGGAAAACCUGAAGAUGUACUUGUGUUCUAACAAACAUGCAUGCUUUGUAGGAGAGUGUGGCAAACCAAUGAAAUUGUCAAAUUGUGCCACUUGUGGAGUCCGUAUAGGAGGCCAGAAUCAUAAACCAGUUGAAGGUUUUAUUGAAGCUCAUGGAAUCCCUGACAUGACACGACCUGGACAUAUACUGGGAAAUGCUGAAAACCGGUCUGAAGCCCCAAACAGGAAUCACACUUCAGCACAGUCCUGUCUCCUCCGUCUCUGUCUUCACCUGGCCAUGUUGCAAGGGGCCAUUCACCACCAACAGGGCAUCAGAGAUAUGAUCCAUCCAAAUGUUAAUGAUGUCUAUGAGUUCCUCUGGCAACAUCUUGAGAAGGACAUGGAGGUCCUUGGGAAGACUUUAAAUCUUAACUUGGAUGACUCUGCCAUUAUAAUUCAUCUAAUCUUCAGCAGGUUUCUACAGACCACCUCAGGUGCCGGUGUGGGUCUGUCAACACGCAAGUACAGAGAGCAGUGGGAGACCACAGUCUGUAAAACUGCCAUCAGUCCUGUUUUACAGGAUUUGGAAAGGACAUUGGGCAGAGCACAGGAUCUGAUUGCAGCUGAUAACCACCUUUCUAACAGUCCCCUGAUGAGGGUGCUGAGGGGAGACCCUCAAAAAAUCCUUCAUCUCCCCACUAACUGCCCCACCCACCACUCUGCCUUCUGGAGCCCCUCACCUGUCCUAACGGUGGAAAGCUUCUCACAGCAAAUAAACCAGAGUCAAGCACCCCUGCUCACCCUUUUUAUCAAUAAGGUGCACUGCAUAAGACAGUUGAUCCAUUUGCCGGCGCUUGCUGCUCUGUUGUCGGAUCUAAUAAAAGUGCUUCCUCCAGGCUCUGAGAACCAGACCCACACCAUCGCUUCACUGCUGCAAUGCAUUCCUGCUGGCCAUCAGAGGAAAUUAUUGUCGGAAAGAGUAGAGAUCUUCAUGAAGGUGUGGAACCAACUCAGAAUGGAAAUAUCCAAUAACGCUUCUUUGGGUUUGGAUCCUACACUUUGUGAAAAAGACAUAACUAAGGAAAGCUCUGGGCAGUUUCUCUCCCUGAGUCGUCACGGACCAGGAUCAUGUCUCCACGCAAUCGUAGAUCUCCUGUCUGAGACCCACAACAGUCUUGUGCGAGAAGCCAGAAAACUCUGUCACCAGGAAGACAGUGACUAUAAAGUGCCACUGGCAGCACUGUCCAAGAGCCAACUUGCCCUGUGUCACCCAGAGAAGGAGUUGCUCCCCCUGGUGUUAGCUAACUGCCAUUACAAACUAGAGAAGGGUCAGCAAACAGUGAGCUCCAAUGAUCAUAAGGCUAUUGAGAGAGAACUCAGCAGACGAUUUUUUGCAGGCAAACCACGUAUUCAAACAGACACUGAUAAAUAUCUAAGAAGACACCAUCAGAAUUUUAUAGAAGUCCUCAAUGAAGUCAGAGCCAAAAUGCCUCAGGAAGCACUCAAGGCCUCUGUGCUCAGCUCCAUGAGAUCAAUGCUACGUUCAUUCACUGAUGUGUGUGACGCAGUUUAUGCUGUGGAGAUUGGGCUUCGUUUCCUAGGUAAAACCGGUGGAGACCCACAAGUUCUGCUGCUGUCCUAUCUGACAGACUCCUUGAAAAUGGACCAACACAUCUCAAGCACCAUAGCUGGGGCUUUAAAAGAGAACCGGCUUAGUCAGUGCACAGCCACAUGGCAGCUCCUUACCUGCUGGAAGAGUGAACAGAUGAUGAGGAAAGGACAGGAUCCAUUCCAGCGACUGUCCAAAGACUUCAGAGAUAAACUGACUUCAGAGGAAAGAAUGCAGGUGAAGGUUUUCCUUGGGCUCACAGAUACUGACCUCUUCUCUUUGGAGCUACAUGAAAUCCUUCAGCUCAAGACCAACAGCACUGUUGAAGAGGGCUUCGCUCCGCACUGGGACAUCAGGUCCACCAUGGAAUCCCAUUUGGAGAUGAAGAACAUCACCUCUUUUCCAGGUCUAGACAGUCUUCCAGAGGAAAUUACUUUGGCUAAAGCUGCAGAAAUCUGGAGGCUUGCAGUGGAGUUCAAACACUGAAAAGUACUUCUGAAUAAGCCAAA
Messenger RNA from Sinocyclocheilus anshuiensis, 13663 nucleotides. Its product is annotated as E3 ubiquitin-protein ligase rnf213-beta-like. Gene Ontology annotation, cellular component: cytosol; nucleolus; membrane. NCBI's taxonomy places the organism in Eukaryota, Metazoa, Chordata, Actinopteri, Cypriniformes, Cyprinidae. The record is from RefSeq and is a predicted model, not a curated record. Bases 63 to 13640 code for a protein of 4525 amino acids. The transcript has 58 exons. Gene Ontology annotation, molecular function: ubiquitin-protein transferase activity; ATP hydrolysis activity. Gene Ontology annotation, biological process: ubiquitin-dependent protein catabolic process; negative regulation of non-canonical Wnt signaling pathway; sprouting angiogenesis.